AUGCGAAUUGUCACCCCGAGCCGCGCAGGGGUUGGUUCGCUCCUGAGGCAGCCCGACGCCCUGCCUCCGCUACCGCCUGCCGCACGUUUUUCUCGCGCCUCCCCUUCUGUUCCCGCGGCUCGGCCGUUUGCCUCGACGCCAGUAGUUUUGCGCUCGUCUUCCUUGCUGCCAAACGCCCGCGGUGUCUCUCCUCUUGCCGCUCUCCAGCGGCGUGCCGCCUUCUCGACCAGCUCCAGUUCCGCCGGCGCACUGCGCAUUCUGUCUUCGGCCUCCAACGAUAUCGUCGAGAACCUCGCGACGGAGUGCUUCCUCAUUGACGUGUUUGGCAAGCGCGCGGGGACGCCGGACGCUGCAGAGAGAGAGGACGAGGGCCGGCGCCAGGCGCGGGCGGACAGCGCCGAGGCAAGAGACUCCUCAGUACCCCUCCUUUUCCUGUGGAGAAACGACAAAACUAUCGUCAUUGGCCGCCACCAAAAUGCGUGGAGGGAGUGCAACAUCCAAAAAAUGGAGGAAGACGGAGUAACGCUCGCGAGACGAUACACUGGCGGCGGAGCUGUCUACCAAGAUCUCGGCAACACCUGCUUCACCUUCCUCGACCCCCUCGCGCUCCACAGCAAAGAGCGCAACAACAACAUCAUCCUGCGCGCCCUCGAGAAGGCCUUCUGCGUGAAAGGCGCGGCGAGCGGGCGAAACGACCUCGUCGCGGCGGACGGGCGGAAGUUCUCAGGAGCGGCGUAUUCGAAACUGCCUCACAGCUGGCUACACCACGGCACUCUGAUGCGGGAGGUGGACUGCGAGGCGCUGACCCGGUACUUGACUCCGAGCAAGGAGAAGCUCGACAGCAAAAGCAUUAAGAGCGUUGCUUCUCGCGUUGUGAACCUGAAGACUUUGUAUGCUGGCAUCACCCAUGAAAACCUGUGCGAUGCCAUCAUCGCCUCGUUCAUCGAGGAGUACGGAGCUGCAGCGGAGAAGAAAAUCUCGCGGGACGUCGAGCCCGUCGAGUCGCUGCAGGUCGACGGCACGCAGUACCGCAUGCGUGAGCAUCCAGGCUUCCAGACUCACCUGCAAACACUCUCCAACUGGGAGUGGCGCUACGGCCACAGCCCCGCCUUUGAACGGUCGCUCUCUCACAGAUUCCCCUGGGGAUCGUUUGAGGUUCAUGUGAACGUUGCUCAUGGCGCAGUGACGGAGGCGAAGAUCUACUCGGACUGUCUCUGCCCUGAACUGGUUGACGCGCUUACUGUUUCGCUUCGAGGGUGUCGGUUCACAGAAGAAGAUUUGAAGCGCGCCGUUCUCUCUACCGAAAUGGAGAAGGCUCCAGCAGAUUUUGAGAAUCUUUUGAAGGACUUCGCAGGAUGGAUCUCGACGGCUAGCCAAGAGUGA
Molecule: messenger RNA, 1383 nt
Organism: Besnoitia besnoiti
Lineage: Eukaryota; Apicomplexa; Conoidasida; Eucoccidiorida; Sarcocystidae
Product: lipoyltransferase and lipoate-protein ligase subfamily protein
Exons: 8
Coding region: 1-1383 (460 amino acids)
Biological process (GO): protein lipoylation
Cellular component (GO): cytoplasm
Molecular function (GO): lipoyltransferase activity
Source: RefSeq, a predicted model, not a curated record